Lytechinus variegatus (green sea urchin) is the source of this 2088-nucleotide messenger RNA. RefSeq names its product medium-chain acyl-CoA ligase ACSF2, mitochondrial-like. Gene Ontology annotation, molecular function: medium-chain fatty acid-CoA ligase activity. The transcript is spliced from 13 exons. NCBI's taxonomy places the organism in Eukaryota, Metazoa, Echinodermata, Echinoidea, Temnopleuroida, Toxopneustidae. Gene Ontology annotation, biological process: fatty acid metabolic process. The coding region runs from base 104 to 1957 and encodes 617 amino acids. The record is from RefSeq and is a predicted model, not a curated record.
UUUGAAGUAGAAACAGACGUCCAGUUUGAAUGCAUAUUGAAAUAUUAUUUCAUAUUGCUGCCAACAUGAACUAGAGAAGAGAAACGUUACUGCUGAUGUCAAAAUGAAUGUUUCUUGUAUUCUACCGAGGUAUUUAAUGUCUGGUUUAAGAAGCAAGUUUUCUCGAUUGCUCGUCAGAACCAGUACCUUCAACCCACCUGUCGUAGAGACUGUUCCACGUUACCAUGACUACUCGUCAGUAAGGACGAAAUACACCUUAAGUUACAUCCAUGGUCAUGACGUCAUUUCCAAUUCACCUGUUCCUCCCAUGAAGACUAUUGGUGAGUUUAUUGAUGAGAGUGCUGAGAAGUAUCCUGAUAACGAUUGUGUCGUCUUCUCAGAAACUGGUCAGAGGCAAACAUUUCAACAAAUCAGAGAUAAGGUUGAUCGUUUAGCUGCUGGUUUAGUCUCUCUUGGAGUAGUAAAAGGUGAUAGAGUUGGUAUCUGGAGUCCAAACACCUUAGAAUGGAUCUUAACUCAGUAUGCUACAGCUAGGAUUGGUGCAAUCCUUGUUAAUCUAAACCCAGCUUAUCAGAUCACUGAGAUUGAAUACACACUCAAAAAGGUUGGUCUUAAGGUUCUGAUAGCGCCUGAGAAUUUUAAGACCCAACAUUAUUAUAAGAUGGUAACAAACCUCUGCCCCGAGAUGACGUCCAUGAAUGGAGCUGGUAAAAUCAAAAGCAAAUGCCUCCCUGAUCUAGAGUCUGUAAUCGUCUUUGACAGCGAGAGUGUAAGUUUACCAGGGGCUUAUGCUAUCAAUGACGUCAUGGAUAUGGGACGAACUGAGCAUUAUGACAGCAUUGAUCGCUUAAGGAAAAGUCUCCAAUCUGAUGACGUCAUCAAUAUCCAGUUCACUUCGGGUACCACAGGGAUGCCUAAAGCCACCUGUUUGACUCAUUACAAUCUGAUAAGUAAUCUCAGCAUUCAAUCAUUCGUUCAUUCGGUGAAAUGUGAACAGGUCAAUUGUUUGCCUUCUCCCUUGUUUCAUACCCUUGGUAUGUCGACAUCGCUCUUCGGUAUGAUGAGGGGUAUGACCACGGUGUACCCAUCAGCUGGUUAUAAUAGUGGAGAUAUACUUCGUGCUAUUCAAGAUGAGAAAUGUUCACAUUUCUUCGGCCCUCCUACCAUGCUGAUUGACAUGUUACAUCAUCCAGACUUUGUGACCUUUGACCUUAGUAGUUGGAAGACUGUGUAUACUGGUGGUAGCCAUAUACCAAUUGAGAUUAUUAGACGAGUAGCUGAAGAAGUACCCUCCAUCAACGAAUUACUUUUGGUUUAUGGAAUGACUGAGUCUACAGGAGCCACAUGCUCGACCCUUAAUAGUGACCCGGAAGAAGUUCGUUACUCCACUGUUGGAAGACCCAUGCCAUGGAGUGAGAUGAAAAUAUCGAAUCCAUCAACUGGUGAUGUAGUCUCUGUAGGAGAGCAAGGUGAACUUUGCAUCCGGGCUCCUUGGGUGAUGGUUGGUUACUGGGGUGAUGAAGAGAAAACAAAAGAAACAUUAGAUGAUAAAAGAUGGCUCCAUACAGGAGAUUUAGCCAAAAUGGAUUCUAAUGGUUACAUCAGUAUUGUAGGUAGAAUCAAAGAUGUUGUAAUCAGAGGAGCAGAAAAUAUAUCAACUAUCCAGAUUGAACAAUGUCUUCAUACCCAUCCUAAAGUAGAAAAUGUUCAGGUUGUGGGUGUACCUGAUGAGAGAAUGAUUGAAGAACUCUGCGCAUGCGUAAAGCUGAAGGCUGGAGAAUCCUGCACAAAAGAAGAAAUUCAAGAGUUUUGCCGAGGGAAGCUAUCUCAUUACAUGGUUCCACGAUAUGUUGAGUUUGUGAAGACGUUUCCCCUGACCACAUCUGGAAAGGUAAAAAAGUUUCAGCUCAAAGAAGAAAUGAAACAAAAACUCAACCUUGAGGAGAAUAGAGACUGAAGAAAACGUAAAGCUUAUAUACGCGUUUGUUAUCUACCAUAAGACUGGAUAAGGUAUUAUUUUCAAUAAACGGCACUAUCAAAGAAUAGGAAUUAAUGAAUAAAGAAAAGGAGCUGAAAUAUAUCAGUAAA